CGACGACGGUGAGAACGACAGUAUUGUAGAAGAUUUCCUUGCGAGCAGUUGCAGGCGGUGGAACGAGUUUGUAUUCAGAAAAAAAUAAACAGUCUAUGCCUACUACGCGUGAAAGUUGUUCCUUCCUGGACUGUCUGCUCAGUCCCAGACUGUAUGGCGUCAUCGUGGGUCUCAUGAGUCUGUGGGCCAUGGUUGCAUCCAUUUCGGCGUCGCUGUAUCUACUGAUAAAGUAUGACGACGGAAAGGACGUUCCGGACAGUUUGAAACUUUAUUAUCGGUAUGCGACUGCCGAUGUUGCCGUCGUUCUGAUAGGGAUCGUAAUCAUCGUAGUUUAUCUGUUCGGCAUUUACAAAGCAAACGAGCUCUGUAUGAUGCCGUUCUUAGUGCUACUCGUGGUGGACUUUUUGGGCUACACAGCAUCUGAGACGAUGCUGUGGGCCACCGAAACUGGAACUCAGCAUCAGCGAUUGAAAAAGAAUCUAUUCGAUUUCGUCAUUUUCAUAAGCGUUUUUGCCAUCGUCACUUAUCUUUAUCGAAUUUUCAAGCGCAAACGGCACCUCAAGGAGUAUAGGUUAGGUGGUUAUCAGAACAUUUCUGACAGUGCAGAGAACAUCGCCUUGUAGGUUUGGCAAAAAAAAUUCGUUGUGUAUUAAAAUUCAUAUUUAAGUGUGUGUGACUUCAUCAAACAAGAAGCCAAAAGGAA
This is a messenger RNA of Malaya genurostris, 703 nucleotides long. RefSeq lists its product as uncharacterized. NCBI's taxonomy places the organism in Eukaryota, Metazoa, Arthropoda, Insecta, Diptera, Culicidae. The transcript has 4 exons. Bases 96 to 623 code for a protein of 175 amino acids. The record is from RefSeq and is a predicted model, not a curated record.